Molecule: messenger RNA, 4559 nt
Organism: Orbicella faveolata
Lineage: Eukaryota; Metazoa; Cnidaria; Anthozoa; Scleractinia; Merulinidae
Product: LLGL scribble cell polarity complex component 2-like
Biological process (GO): regulation of establishment or maintenance of cell polarity; establishment of spindle orientation; cortical actin cytoskeleton organization
Cellular component (GO): plasma membrane; cytoplasm; cortical actin cytoskeleton
Molecular function (GO): syntaxin binding; GTPase activator activity; myosin II binding
Source: RefSeq, a predicted model, not a curated record
CAGCUGAAGUGUUAUUUCGGCGCGCUUUUUAAUCCCAAUACGCGCUCCGAUUGGUCCAACUGGUUUGAUUGACAGAGUAUCACAUGACCCAAACCUCAAUUUCUCAAAGGCGUGAUUGAUUUUCAAACGAGUCGCUCGCUGUAGUCGACUCUCUUCUCGACCUUACUAAUAAAUUAUUCGUGGAUCUGUAGUCGCCGCAUUUCGGUUCUCUUGCAAGGCGACCGCUUCAAUAAUGUUUAAGUUUUUUUCAAGGACACGAGACAGGAGCUCCGGUCAUCUGAAGGACAAACAAGGACAGGAUUUGCUUCUGUUCAACAAGGCUGUAGAACACGGAUUUCCACCGAAACCCUCAGCAAUCGCUCACGAUUCGGAGCUAAACUUGUUGGCUGUUGGAACAAGCAAUGGACUGCUGAAAAUCUAUGGUCGACCUGGAGUGGAGCUUUCUGCUCGUCAUCAGCAAGAAACAGUGAUUCAAGAGUUACAUUUUCUGCCCGAACAGGGACGUAUCAUCAGUGUCUGUGAUGAUGGAGAACAAAACACAAUUCACCUUUGGGAAGUCAACAAAAAGGAAGGAAAAUCAGUUCUGGAGGAGGUGAAGACGUGCACUCUGGAGGGAAGACUAAAGAAGAUCUCUGUGUGCUGUUUAUCCAUGAAGACCAAUCGUCUCUACCUUGGCACAGAGGGAGGUAACAUCUAUCUGUUGGACAUCAACUCGUUUGAGCUUCAGGAAUACAUCAUUUACCAGGAUGUCGUGAUGCAAAGUGUCCAAGAGGAGAGCAAGACCAAUGCAGGUUCUGUGGAGGCCAUCCAGGAACAUCCAGAGGAUUCCAACAAGAUUUUGAUUGGCUACAAGAAAGGCCUGAUUGUUCUUUGGAAUCAUGAGAGAUGCAGUGUCCAAGCCACCUUCAGCGUCCAAUCCUCUGAUCAGCCACAGGAGGUGGAAAGCAUCAGUUGGCAUUCUGAUGGAACCAAAUUCAUCAGUGCUCAUGGUGAUGGCAGCCUCACAAAGUGGUCGGUUGAAGGAAGCCCAGAAAUACCCAAGGCUGUUACCCCUCUGGGACCCUUCCCUUGCAAGGCUAUCACCAAAGUGGAGUGGAGUGAUUCUUCUGUGUUCUUCAGUGGUGGGAUGCCUCGUGCAAGCUAUGGUGACAGGCACUGUGUGUCGCUAAUUCAAGAUGCCAACUUGGUUGACGGGGGUGACAACACCCCGCAAGUUGCAUUUGACUUUACCUCGCGUGUUGUGGACUUUUUCACUGUGAAAGCCAAUGGAGCGGAUCCAGCUUAUUUGGUUGUGUUGUGUGAAGAGGAACUGGUCGUCAUUGACCUGAUCACCAAAGAAGCAGGGUUCCCUACAUUCAUGAAACCUUACCUGGUCUGCCUGCACUCUUCUCCAAUCACAUGUUCAUAUCACAGCCAUGACUGUCCACAGAGUCUGUUUGACCAAAUAUUAAAUGCUGGAAAGAAACAACUGCAAACUGACUUUUCUAGUGAGAGCUGGCCUAUUACAGGUGGCAAACCUUUAGUUGAAGGUGGAGAAGCCAAGGACCUUCUUGUAACAGGACAUGAAGAUGGUUCCAUCAACUUCUGGGAUGUUUCUCAGCUUGAAAUGUGUCUCAUUUACACUCUCCAAACUGCCAAGUAUUUUGUUGGCGAACAUGAAGGCCAUGAAUCCGAGACCAGAGAUGCAGAAGAAGAAGUUUGGCCACCAUUCAAGAAAGUUGGAAACUACUGCCCAUACUCCGAUGAUCCACGAUUUGCUGUGACCAAGAUAAUCUUGUCGCCAAAAGCAAAGAGCCUGACAGUGGCUGGAAAUGGAGGUCAAGUUCUCAUCUUUGACCUGUCAGAGGAAGAAACCAGCGUAGAACUUCAGAUGGUGGAAAUCGACUUUACUGAAGACAAGGAAAAUUUCCAGUGGAAGGGUCAUGGUCCCUUGCUUCCCAAGGAAGGUUCAGUCACAGUUCCUGCAGGUUUCAAACUGCAAACUGGUCUCCAGCUUAUCCCAGCUGCACAGGUCAGUGCACUGGUCGUGGAAACUCAAUGGGGACUCCUAGCAGCUGGUACUGUUCAUGGGUUCAUCUUGUAUGAUUACUUAAAUAAGAAGACAGUCACAACAAAAUGGACAGUCAGCCAAGAAACGGACAAUGGAGAGCAUCUUUCCAGAAGAAAAUCGUUGAAAGAGAGCAUCCGGAGAUCCUUCCGUCGGUUACGUUCUCGUAAAGGAUCCAGGGGUGGUGCAGAAAGAACACCCAAGAAAGAAGGUGAAGCUCCAGCAUCCCCCACACCAGAGGCAGUGGCUUCUCCAGUGUCACGCCUUGUUGAGGAAAACCGUGUAGAUGAGAGUGUGCUAAGCAUGGUGCGCUGUUUAUACUUUGUUGACACCUUCGUCAGGGAUGGAGUACAUCACUGUCCAUCGCUCUGGGCCGGAACCAAUGCAGGCCACAUCUAUGUGUGUUACCUGACCAUCCCUGAAGGAGAGAAGAGAAGUGAGGAGGAGGUUCAAGUAGAGAUCGGCAAAGAGAUCAAACUGAAACACAAAGCACCUGUUGUGUCCAUGUUUGUUGUUGAUAAGGAUGGAAUGCCACUGCUAGGAAAUGUCAUGGAGGAUAAAGAUAAAGAACCUGACAUGAGCGGAACACAUUCCUUAGUGAUUUGUUCUGAAGAACAGUUUAAAGUGUUCAGUCUACCCCAUCUGAAGGCACGUAACAAGGAGAAGCUCACAGCCAUUGAUGGCUCAAGAGUGCGUAAGAUUGGCCUGAUCAAUGUGAGAAGCAAGAAUGAUGAUUCUGGAAUGGUUUACCACUGCUUGGCUUGUGUAAGCAACCAAGGAGAUUUGAUCGUCUAUUCCAUUCCAAACCUGAAAAUCCAGAUCAAGGCCUCUGCCAUGAAAAAGUCAGAUGUGGACGCUAUUAGAUCCCUGGUGUUCUCAGUCAGUGGUCAAGGAUUCUAUCUCAGUUCAAGAAGCGAGAUGCAGCGGUUCACACUCUCUGCAACAGACUUGUUGAAACCUGAUUGUGUGUUGGAGCUUGCUGAAGGAAUGAGACCCCCUGAACCAGAACCCGAAGUUGUUGUCGAAGAGACCGAAGAAGACAAGAAGGAGAGAAAGAGCUCAACAUCCAGUUCAUCCUCUUCAUCAUCAUCUUCUGAUGAUGAAAAAGAUGAAGAAAAGAAAAAGAAGAAGGAAAAGAAGAAGAAGGAAAAAGCUGAAGCUGUCGCAGAGGCUGUAGCUACCCCUGAAAUAGCAGGAGAAGUUGCGGCAGAGGUGGAGGCAGAAGUGGAGGAGAAGAAGGAAGAAGUUGAAGAUAAAAAGGAGGAAGUUGAAGAGAAGAAGGAUGAGGUGGAAGAAAAGACAGAUGAUGCUGCAGUCGUAUUAGCCAAUGAAGGAGGAACGACUGUGUCAAAGGUUUUCAUUUCUGAACAGCGAUCAUACACCCACCAGUCAUCCUCUUCGGAGGAAAAAGGUGUCCCAGAGCAAACGUUUGGUGAAGACAUGAAUAUGUUCUCAUCUUCUGAAACUUCAUCUUCAGUCACCACAACCACCCGUGUCGUCAGCUCUAAGCAAGUGUUCACCUCCUCCUCUACCACGCAGCAAAUAAUCACAUCAGAAGGAACUACGAUUGAAACAAUUGAGAAUGGUGAAUCUGAAAAGCUUAUGUUGAAUGACCCUGAUCUUCAAAAAGCAGCUGAAGAUAUGCUUAAUAAUGAUGCCCAUGAUGAGAUGGACUCUGUAGAUUCUUCUGAUAACGACAGAGAACUCACAGCAGCAGUCAGGGGAAAAGGAUUCAAGAGCCCAGGAAAACUGUUUAUAAAGAAAAACACUGGGAACGAGGGAACCGAAACUGCGGGCUCAUAAAUCUUGAUUUUGAUGUAUUCACUAUACACUAGGGACUUGGAUUUAGGAGGCAUUUAUUGUUUUACAUCUCUUCUCCUUGAUGGAAAACUACAGCAGCCUUUCAGACGUUUUUGUAGUCAACAGACCAUAGUAGCUGUUUCACGUCUUUAGUUUAGUUAGUAGUAGCUUUUUUGUCUGUUUGCAUUGAUUUUUUUUUGUCUUCAUUUGUUUGAGAAUCCGAAAGUAUCGGAAUAUUUUCGAGAAGUACGUAAAAAGCAAGGUAACAAACUAGGAGUGUAAUUGUUUUGAUCACAGAUAUUCUUUGAGAUUGCAGAGAUGAAUUCGAAGCUUGGCUAGAAGGAAAUUUUUGGAUGCCUAAGGUAUCUUUAUUUAACUAAUCUUCUUCCCCAGACCGUUUUAUUAAGGGACAAAUCGCCUUCUGUUCUGGUUAAGUUUCGUACGAAAGCUUUUCCCAUAAUUAAUUGCACACCCAAUCUCUCUCCUGUUUUCAUCUCUGAAAUUCCCGAGGUACAUUGCGCCUCUCUUUUCAGUUUUUUUCUCAAUUGGAGUGAACUUUUGACUCGCUUGUUUACUCGUUCGUCUGUUUGCAGUCAAAACACGGCAAGAGUUUUUGCUAAGUCGAGUGCCCUGCACUUGAAUUAGAUUUUUAACUGUAGGAUAAUUGUUUUAAAGAGUGGCUUCAAUUAAAGGUCGUACUUGUAAACUUCUA